Molecule: messenger RNA, 1700 nt
Organism: Antechinus flavipes (yellow-footed antechinus)
Lineage: Eukaryota; Metazoa; Chordata; Mammalia; Dasyuromorphia; Dasyuridae
Gene: SLC9B1
Product: solute carrier family 9 member B1
Exons: 12
Coding region: 125-1597 (490 amino acids)
Biological process (GO): proton transmembrane transport
Cellular component (GO): membrane
Molecular function (GO): antiporter activity
Source: RefSeq, a predicted model, not a curated record
CACUGAAAUGAAACUCUUGUAAAUGGAUUCUACAUGCAAACAGAUGGAUCUUAGUUCCUCCUAUGAAAUUCUUUCUACUACAGCAGACUCAUUCAGUCGAAUGUAAUUUAUUAGCAAAUACAUCAUGGAAUCCAAAAGUGAAGACCCCCAAGCAGCUACUCAGAACUUUGAAGAUGAAAAAGUCGAAGAAACCAUCCUUUUGGAAGAAUCAAAGAAAACUAAGAAAUUUCGAAUAAAUCCACCUAUGGGGAAAGUCAACAAAAUAAUAACAAAUGGUGUUCUUGGGGUGUUGUUUUAUGUUAUAAUCUGGAGCUAUACAGGCCGAGAAGUUUUUCCUGGUGGAAACUUAUUUGGAAUGUUAAUUAUUUUAUAUUGUGCCAUUAUUGGUGGUAAUCUUUUGCAUCUUAUUAAGAUUCCUUUAGUGCCUCCACUACCUCCUCUUCUUGGGAUGUUGCUUGCUGGUUUCAUCCUCAGAAAUACUCCAGUCCUCCGUGAUUAUAUUUAUAUCAAUCAAUCCUGGUCUUCCAAUUUGAGAAAUACUGCCCUUACCAUUAUUUUGGUACGAGCUGGGCUUGGGCUUGAUCCACAGGCACUGCGGAAAUUAAAGGGAGUUUGUUUAAGACUAUCCAUGGGCCCAUGUUGUGUAGAGGCAUGCUCAGCAGCUGUUUUUUCUCACUUUAUUAUGAAGUUUCCAUGGAAAUGGGGAUUUCUAUUAGGCUUUGUCCUAGGUGCAGUUUCUCCUGCAGUUGUGGUACCCUCAAUGUUGUUACUGCAAGAACAAGGAUAUGGUGUCAAAAAGGGGAUUCCUACUGUGCUGAUUGCUGCAAGCAGCUUUGAUGAUAUUCUGGCUAUCACCGGCUUUAAUACAUUCUUGACCAUAACAUACUCUUCAGGUCCUGUAUAUUGGAUUAUCAUCAUGAGUUUUUUUGAAAUAAUAUUGGGUGUGUCAGCAGGAAUUAUCAUAGGAUAUUUUCUUCGCUACUUUCCAAGUAGCGAUCAGCAUAUAGUUGCCUGGAAAAGAGCAUUCCUCCUUAUGGGUACAUCUAUUGUGGCUGUCAUAGGCAGCAAUCGAAUUGGUUUACAUGCAGCUGGAGGACUGACUGCAAUAGUGUUGACGUUUGUUUCAGCAAUACAGUGGGACCAUGAAAAGGUAAAAGUGCAAAAAAUAAUUGCAGGCACAUGGCAAAUUUUUCAACCACUUCUUUUUGGUCUGGUUGGAGCAGAGGUGUCUGUUGCGAAUCUUGAAUCAAAUACUAUUGGCAUCUGUGUUGGUACAUUGAGCUUGUCAUUGUUGGCUCGAAUUUUCGUCACAUUCUUAUUGGUGUGUUUUGCUGGUUUUUCAUUUAAGGAAAAAAUUUUUAUUGCCUUGGCAUGGAUACCCAAAGCCACUGUUCAGGCUGUUUUAGGACCUCUUGCUUUAGAAGCAGGAAGAAGUAAGAACCUAACUCAUUUGGAAGUAUACGCAAAGAACGUGAUGACCAUGGCGUUUCUGGCAAUCUUGAUCACAGCUCCAAAUGGGGCUCUACUCAUUGGCUUAGUGGGACCUAAAGUGCUUUCAUUAGACAAGCCUGAAGAAGCAGGAGAGAUUAUUUCUUAAUUAAUUUCUUAGAUGGGGGAAAGAGAUGCUUUUUUCAAAAAGUGAGAAACAUUUUUACCACCUGUAUGUGUUAAUAAAAUUCUGAUAUUGUGGAAAGUGGAAA